Messenger RNA from Chara braunii, 2518 nucleotides. The record is from the annotation of a GenBank genome assembly. NCBI's taxonomy places the organism in Eukaryota, Viridiplantae, Streptophyta, Charophyceae, Charales, Characeae.
GGUUUCAGACCUGCAGAAGAAGGUCAACUAGGAGGAAAUGACAAAGGAAUGGAAGAAGCGGUUCAUAGUGGAUGACGCACCCGUGCUCGCCAUCAACCGCAUCUUCGCGAUGGCUCAAGGGAGCACAUCGACACGUGACUGGCUCACGGAUUGGCAGAAGAUCGUGGCCACGCCCGAUCGGGACUUGCCAUUUCCGCAUCUACGCCGUGAGUUCUACAACAGGUCAUGCGCCGCUCUGAGCCUCGCACUAGGUGAUCGCGAGCAGUACAUCACUUUCACAGAGAUCAUCAACAAGGCGAGAGAGAUCAUCAAGACCAACAGGGCGGCUGCACACGAGAAGUCAACGUGGCAGCCAACCUAUGUGGAGAAGGUACGAACUGGUCCGCGACAGCAGCAGUUCGCUGCAGUCCAAUCGGACAGUGGAGAAGACCCAGCAGCCAUUCCAGCAUCACGUGAGGGAGAUCAGGUGGCUGCUGUCCAGCCGCGAAGCAACAAGCCCCGAGUGAACGGGAAGGCGAAACCAGCAUCGCAGGCCGGAAACGGACAGCCAGCACCACCAUGGGUCAAGUUCGGCUUGACCGAGGCCGAGUACAAGUACCGCAACCAUUACGGCUGCUCUUCGCCGCUAUCUAUCGUCGGGGAUUCAUCGUCGUGGUCAAGACUUGAGGUGCUUGACCCACUGAUGUUCACGGACUUCCAGUGGAUGCCCGUUCCCCAGACCGGACGAUUGUCGAAACCGCAUUGCAAUGUGCUCAUGGCACAACUGCGAGAUUACUUGCACACUGCAGUACCAGCUCCGUUGAUGGACGCCGGAGUACAGGUUGUCGACCUUCACGCUUACAUUGCGAAGAUCGACCGCGAGUUCAAGACGCAACGGUACGACGACAUCGACUCACCAUUGCUAUAUGUACGCAUUCAGAUCGGAGAGGCGACCAGCAACGCCUUGAUCGAUUGCGGAGCAUCUCGCAACUAUAUCAGCCAGGACUUCAUGGUGCGCGCCGACCUUGGCCCACGUGUCCGAAGGAAGUCCCAGCCUACGCAAGUCACUUUGGCAGACGGUCAUACGCACAAGUCCAUCGACCAGUGCAUUGACGCCGUCCCCGUGUACUUCGCCCCUCACGCAAGUGAGGCGGUGUCCUUUGAUAUUCUGGACACCAAAUUUGACAUGAUCUUGGGCAUGUCAUGGCUGCGAAGCGAGAAUCACCCGGUGAACUUCUUCCACCGCACCGUUCACAUUCGUGAUCGGAACGGAGUAUUAGUUCCAUGCACGGUACCUCUUCCUCAUCCUUCGAUCAGUUGCCAUGUGGUAUCCGCCGCAAGCAUGCGAGCAUCCAUCAUCAGAGACGACAUCGAGGAGAUGGGGGUGUGUUUUCUCCACGCCCUCCCGCCCCGAGACACUUCAUCGACGGACUCAUCUUCGGAUCCACGCAUCACCGAACUUCUCGACGCCUACAGCGACGUGUUCGAAGGCCCGCACGAAGUAGUACUGGAUCGACCCAUCCGCCACGAGAUCAUCCUCGAGGACGGGGCCGUGCCUCCGCGCGGUUGCAUCUACCGAAUGAGCGAGGAAGAGUUAAGUGUGCUCCGUGCACAACUCGACGAUCUUCUAGAGAAAGGCUGGAUUCGGCCUAGCUCAUCGCCAUACGGUGCUCCUGUUCUCUUCGUCCGGAAGAAGAACAAGGACCUGCGGUUGUGCAUCGAUUAUCGCAAGCUCAACGCGCAGACGAUCAGGAACGCCGGCCCUCUCCCACGCAUCGACGAUCUUCUCGAGCGACUGGGCGGCACCAAGUUCUUCUCCAAGCUCGAUCUCAAGUCGGGAUAUCACCAACUCGAGAUUCGCAAGGAGGAUUGCUACAAGACCGCGUUUAAGACGCGAUAUGGGCAUUUCGAAUGGCUGGUCAUGCCAUUUGGCCUUACCCCAACCACUUUCCAAGCGGCUAUGACAACGGAGUUCCGACACAUGCUCGAUCGUUACGUACUUAUCUACCUCGACGACAUCCUAGUGUACAGCCGGAGUUUGGAGGAGCAUGUGGAACACUUGCGCACCGUUUUGCAGCGGCUACGUCAAGCCAAGUACAAAGUCAACCGCGACAAGUGCGAAUUCGCGCGGCAGGAGCUGGAGUACUUGGGACACUAUGUGACGCCGCAAGGCAUCCGUCCGCUUGCGGACAAGAUUGAGGCCCUACGAGUAUGGCCCGAGCCCACCAACACCACGGAMGUUCGUUCAUUCAUGGGGUUGGCGGGCUACUAUCAGCGAUUCAUCACCGGAUACUCCAGGAUUGCUGCACCUAUGACGAGGUUACAGUCGCCAAAGGUGCCAUUCGUAUUCGAUGACGACAUGCGCCAAUCAUUCCAAGCACUUAAGACGGCUAUGCUUAUAGCACCCGUCCUUAGCAUCUAUGACCCCACCCUGCCGACGAGAGUGAUUACGGACGCUUCAGGCUACGGCAUUGGGGCAGUCUUGGAACAGCACGACGGCGACGACUAGCACCCGGUGGAGUAUUUCAGCCACAAAGUG